CACGACUGGAAAACGCGGAAGGUUUUCGUAUUUUUUAGUAAAUUAACUUUUUAUUAUUGUAUAAAUUUAAAUUUUGCAAAUUAUUUAAAUACGCCUAAAUAUGCCUAUGAUAGUCAUAUCUGGUUUACCGUCCAGCGGUAAAACCACACGUGCUAAAGAUCUGCAAAAAUACUUCACUGAUAAAGGCAAGAAGGUACACUUCAUUUCGGAGAAUAUUUCCAUAGCCAAUGCUGGUUUUGCGAAAAAUGAAUACUUUGCCGAUUCGCAAAAGGAGAAACAAGUGCGUAGUGACAUCAAGUCGGAAGCGCUGCGCUUACUUAAUAAAGAUGACGUUGUCAUCGUGGAUGCGGGCAAUUACAUUAAAGGCUAUCGCUAUGAGUUGUUUUGUGCGACAAAAGCAGCACGCAGCACGCAAUGCACACUCUUCUGCGGCAUACAAGAGGCGCGCGCCUGGGAGUUAAAUCAGCAGCGUACAGUUGAAGAUGUAGUGCCAAGCGGUACGAACAAUACCACAGACAAUUCUAAUGUGCCAUACACACGCGAAAUAUUCGAUGCGCUCUGUAUGCGUUUUGAAGAGCCACAUGGCAAUUGUCGUUGGGAUAGUCCACUCUUUGUAGUGUUCCCUGACGAUACGCUUGAUUUGGAAGCCAUCUAUAGUGCGCUGUACGAAUCAAAACCCUUACCGCCCAAUCAAAGCACACAGAAUCCGCCACUAAGCGCCACGAAUUACCUCUUUGAACUGGAUAAGUUGACGCAACAAAUUAUAGCGGACGUUUUGGCUGCGCGCAAAAUCGGCAAUACAGGUGCCGUGCCGGUGAAAGGUAGUCAGGUGAAAGUGGAAGUGCCAGCGGGCGUAAAUGCGAUACAGCUCAAUCGACUGCGUAGACAAUUUCUUAAUUAUAGCAAAUUACAUCAUGCCACCACAAGCACUUUGGAUAAAGUGCCGCAAUUAUUCGUGCAAUUUCUCAAUUCUAAUUGUAAUGAAUAGCGCAUGAUUUUAGAAAAAAUAUACAAAACGAAAAUUUAAAUUUCUUAUUAAGAAGUGACGUUUAGUAAAUAA
Molecule: messenger RNA, 1060 nt
Organism: Zeugodacus cucurbitae (melon fly)
Lineage: Eukaryota; Metazoa; Arthropoda; Insecta; Diptera; Tephritidae
Product: protein KTI12 homolog
Exons: 3
Coding region: 101-988 (295 amino acids)
Source: RefSeq, a predicted model, not a curated record